Molecule: messenger RNA, 3876 nt
Organism: Zingiber officinale
Lineage: Eukaryota; Viridiplantae; Streptophyta; Magnoliopsida; Zingiberales; Zingiberaceae
Product: protein TPLATE-like
Exons: 7
Coding region: 212-3691 (1159 amino acids)
Biological process (GO): endocytosis
Source: RefSeq, a predicted model, not a curated record
GAUCGGAAACAGACAGGAGCCGCUUGAUCAUGUUGAACAUUUUCGGCCAUCGCCACCAGCCCACCAGCCAGCCGAGCUCUUCCGAGAUCCCAACUCUCACGGCAAAUCGGCGACGACCAUGAGAGAGUAGAGAAGCCAUCCGAUCCAAUUCUCUCGAAACGCUUGUUCAGCUUGCUUCGUCUUCAGGAGUAACGAAGGAAUUGGAGCCAAAAUGGACAUCUUGAUCGCCCAGAUCCAGGCGGAUUUGCGGUCGAACGACGCGCUGCGUCAGUCGGGGGCGCUCCUUCAGGCAUUGCAGCAGUCCGCUGCCGGGAGGGAUGUCUCCGCCGUCGCCCGGUCCACCUGCGAGGAGAUCCUCGCCUCCCCUGCCUCCGCUGUUUCUAAAAAGCUCGCCUUUGACCUCAUCCGCUCCACCCGACUCACCCCCGACCUGUGGGACAUCGUCUGCUCCGCCGUCCGCUCCGAUCUCGACUUUCCUGAUCCUGAAGUCGCCGCGGCCGCUGUAUCCAUCCUCUCCGCCCUCCCCUCCCACCGUCUUCCGCGCGUCGUCGCCGACGCCCACCGCGAGAUCGCCGCCUGCUUCGACUCCCCAAGCGACACGCUCCGCUUCGCUGCCACCGAGACUCUCGGUUGCAUCCUCGCUCGCGACGACGUCGUCCUUCUCUGCCACACUUCCCCAGGCCUCCUCGACCGUGCGUCCGCCUGGUGGGUCCGCAUCGCCGAGGGUACGCUCGACCGAUCCGAUGCCGUCUCCCGCGCAGCCUUCGAGGCCAUCGGCCGCCUGUUUCAGGAAUUCGACACAAAGCGCAUGAGUCGCCUCGCCGGGGACAAACUCAUUGACGGCGAGAACUCCCUCGCCAUCCGCUCCAACUGGGUUUUUGCUGCCAUUGACAUUGUCUGGAAAAAGCGCAACGCCCUCAUCACGCGCUCACUCGUCCUCCCCAUCGAAAGUUUUCGCGCCAGUGUAUUCCCGCUAGUCUAUGCGGCCAAGGCCGUGGCGUCUGGUUCUGUUGAGGUUCUGCGGAAACUCUCCCGGCCAGGAGGGAGAAGCAACAGUGGGAGCGCAACUAGCACUGCAGAUUCCGCGUCUAGUGCUGAGAAACACGUCGGGGUUUCAGAUGUAGUCUCUCAUCUUUUGCCAUUCUUGAGCUCGUUGGACCCCGCGCUGAUCUUUGAAGUCGGAAUCAAUAUGCUCUCCCUGGCUGAUGUUCCGGGAGGUAAGCCGGAAUGGGCUUCAGCUUCCAUCAUCGCUAUACUGACUCUUUGGGAUAGGCAGGAGUUCUCUUCUGCUAGAGAAAGCAUUGUGAGAGCUGUUGUCACAAAUCUCCAUCUAAUUGAUCUUAGCAUGCAGGUUUCACUAUUUAAGAGGCUGCUUCUGAUGGUAAGAAACUUGAGGGCAGAAUCAGAUCGUAUGCAUGCUUUGGCAUGCAUUAGCCGUACAGCACUUUGUGUUGAUCUUUUUGCAAAAGAAAGUGUGCGAAGGGGACAGAAACCUCUCCCAGGAACAGACAUUACCUCACUUUUUGAGGAUGCAAGGAUAAAGGAGGAUUUGAACAGUGUGACUAGUAAAAGCCUGUUCAGGGAGGAAUUAGUCGCUUCACUUGUGGAAAGUUGCUUUCAAUUAUCUCUUCCGCUGCCAGAGCAGAAGAAUUCUGGAACAGAGGGUAGAGUUAUUGGUGCUUUAGCCUAUGGAACUGGUUAUGGUGCACUGAAUUGGACAGAGUCAGCCUUGGAAGUUGUGGAAGUGUGUAGGCCAUGUGUUCUAUGGGAUUGUGAUGGACGGACUUAUGCCAUAGACUGUUACUUGAAAUUGCUUGUAAGGUUAUGCCACAUCUACGAUACAAGAGGAGGAGUGAAAAGGAUCAAGGAUGGUGCUUCCCAGGAGCAGAUUUUGUAUGAGACUAGAUUACGCAACUUGCAACUGCAACUCAUUAAGGAUCUUCGAGAGGUACAUACACCAAGAAUAUCUUCUCGAUUGAUCUGGGCCAUUGCCGAACAUUUUGAUAUGGAGGGUCUCGAUCCACUUCUAGCUGAUGACCCAGAAGAUCCAUUGAACAUAAUUAUAUCCAAUAUACACAAUGUAUUGUUCAACACUGAUUCAUCUGCAACUACGUCAAACAAGCUUCAAGAUGUACAAGCUGUCCUUAUUUGCGCUCAACGUCUAGGUGUGAGGAAUGCCAGAGCAGGCCAUCUGUUGAUCAAAGAACUUGAAGAUUUUAAAGGUAGCACCUUAGCUGACUCUGUAAACAAGCAUCAAAGCCGCUAUAUAUUGCAGAUAUUAAAGUUUGUUUCUACUCGACCAGAAAGUAGAUGGGUAGGCCUAAGUGAGACUACAGGAGAUUAUCCUUUUAGCCAUCAUAAGCUCACGGUUCAGUUUUUUGAGGCAUCCGCUGCACAAGAUAGAAAAUUGGAGGGCUUGGUUCAUAAGGCCAUUCAAGAGCUUUGGAGGCCUGAUCCCAGUGAGUUGAACCUUUUGUUAACCAAAGACAUUGACUCUACUAUUCAUAAAGUACCUCCAAAAGCCUUCACUCUUACUGGCAGCAGUGACCCUUGCUAUGUUGAAGCAUAUCACAUAGCGGAUCCAAUGGAUGGGAGGAUCACCUUGCACUUGAAGAUUUUAAACUUGACUGAACUAGAGCUUAAUAGGGUAGAUAUCCGGGUUGGCCAAACUGGAGCAUUGCACUUUAUGGAUGGAUCACUUCAAGCAGUUCGACAGCUAAGAAAUCUGGUCUCACAGGAUCCAGUUCUUAGCAGUGUGACUACUGGAGUUUCACACUUUGAGAGAUGUGCCCUUUGGGUUCAAGUUUUGUAUUACCCUUUUUAUGGAAGUGGCAUUUCUGGAGAUUAUGAAGGAAACUAUGCGGAAGACGAUUCUCAAAUUAUCCGACAAAAGCAAUACUUGAAACCAGAACUUGGGGAGCCAGUGAUUUUAAGGUGCCAGCCUUACAAGAUUCCACUAACUGAGCUUCUUUUGCCACAUAAAUGUUCACCUGUCGAAUAUUUCCGCUCAUGGCCAAGUUUACCAGCUAUAUUGGAGUAUACAGGGGCAUAUACUUAUGAAGGAAGUGGUUUCAAAGCCACUGCUGCACAGCAGUAUGAGGCUUCCCCAUUUCUUAGUGGACUCAAAUCACUUUCGUCUAAGCCUUUCCAUCAAGUCUGCUCUCACUUCAUCCGAACAGUGGCUGGUUUUCAAUUGUGCUAUGCUGCAAAAACUUGGUAUGGUGGUUUUGUGGGCAUGAUGAUCUUCGGCGCCAGUGAGGUGAGUAGAAAUGUAGAUCUGGGAGAUGAGACAACAACAAUGAUGUGUAAGUUUGUCAUCCGUGCAUCCGAUUCAUCGAUCACAAAGGAAAUAGGAUCGGACCUACAAGGCUGGUUAGAUGACAUCACUGACGGUGGCGUGGAGUACAUGCCGGAAGAAGAGGUUAAGAUCGCAGCAGCUGAGAGGUUAAGAAUCUCCAUGGAAAAGAUAGCCUUAUUCAAAGCAUCCAAACCGCCACCACAGCCGCCAAAGGAAAAGGUGGAAGAGGAAGAGAAAGAGAAAGGCGAAAAGAAAGACGACGACGAUGAUACAAAAGAACCUUCGACAUUGUCAGAAUUAACUGCAGAGGAAGUUGAACAUCGUGCUCUUCAGUCAGCCGUCCUACAAGAGUGGCAUAUGCUAUGCAAAGAAAAGGCCAUCAAAGUACAAUGAGCUUGGAUUUUUCCUCUUGCACAUUUUUGUGUUCUCAUUUUACCGUCUAGUGUAGCGUUGAUCGAUUGCAGAAUUUCCUUGCUGUGUUGUAGUGUACGCCUCGAUUCCAUCGUUCUUGUUGAUAUUUUUGUUUGCCAAUAUGUUGAACACUUCCCAUAUAACCAAAUGCGUAUUUUGUGCUCCUA